AUUAGAUUUUUUGAAGAUCCGACGCUAUAUUUUAUUUUUAAAGAUUCGUACACCAUAACGGUUAAUGGAAAACGUGUUUCCACCGCGAAUUCCACCUCAGCUGCUAGGGCGAAAAGGGUACGCAUGGAUAUGGUGAAGACCUCUGGGUUUGUGGAAUUAUCGUCAUCGUCGAAUAGGAUAAUAGUUUGGUACUAUGCCAAAAAUACCGGUAAUGUACAGAUUUACCAAUAAUUUCUCCGCUCUCUCGAGCCCGAGCUGAAAAAAUUAUUGAAAACACGCGUUCAGCAAGGGCCGAUAAAAUUUAAUCUGAAGCUCGAGGCGACCUACAACCGACCUAACGUCGCAAACUCAUCGGAGAAUAGGGCUUUCAAGACCUCAGCAACAGAAAUUUUAAUUGAAAGUAAUAUUACAGAGGUAAUUGAGAGGGCAUAUAUUAAGUUAAUGACAGAGGCAGAGGAGUAUAAAUCACGCGGAAGUGGUUUUACCCUAGAGUCCAUAGACGGGUUAUUGUUAGGUAUAUAUAAGUAUACACCGAUGGCUGCCUCCUCAUUCAUAAAGUUACCAGCAUAUAUAGAUAGAAAACGAGCUACAAUAAACCCUCAAAACAAUGACCAGCAUUGUUUCAAGUGGGCGAUUUUGGCGAAGCACGUAACUGGAUCAAAUAAACAUCGUGUUGAGGAAAAUUAUAGGCAACAAGUGGUCAAAUAUAAUUUUGAAGGUUUAUCAUUCCCUACUCCAAUAUCUGACGUGAAGAAAUUUGAAAAUAAUAACCCGAACGUCACUGUGAAUGUCUAUGGAUUAGACAAAAAGUUCCAGCCACCGCGUAAAUAUCCGACGUACGAGGUGUACCCGCUACGUGUCGUUGAUGAGGAGAAAGCCAACCACUUUGAUCUGCUGUUGGUAGCAGACGAAAUCUGGUCGCAUUAUGUUUACAUCUCCAAUUUGUCCCGCCUGAUACGUGCUCAGAAAACUAAACACACUGAGAGAGUCGUAUUUUGUAAAAGGUGCUUUACCACCAGCUUCGACAAUCAAAUAUAUAAACGCAAGCUGAGUGGGCAGGAAGCGUUGAAGCAGCAUAAGUUGAUUUGCGGGGCGCAUAAGCCAAUUCUACCUAAAAUGCCUAAGGAGGGUGAGUGUCUGAAAUUCGAGGCGUGGAAAAACACACAGAGACACCCAUUUGCCAUCUACGCUGAUUUUGAGACACUGCUAGUUAAGACGGACGAGGUGAAGGGAAAAAACAUGAAGAUUGUUCACAAACAUGAGGCUAUGAGAUAUGGUCUCAUUGUGAAGGCGAGUGAUGAUGUACCGACGGAGCUAUUGAGUGAACACAACAUACCAACAGCACCAAUUAUCUACCGAGGAAGUGAGAGUCGUCCUGAUGUGGCGAGACAUUUCGUUGAUACCGUGACGGAUAUAUCGUUAAAGAUUGAAAAAUUAUUUAAGACCAAUAUAGCCAUAAACAUGUCCGCGGAUGACGUCCAGGCCCAUGAAGCAGCAACGUAUUGCAAUUUAUGUGAAAUCGAGUUCAGCCCUCCCUCGGAGAUACUAUUUCGUAAGACAGCCGACCAUUGCCAUCUCACAGGAAAAUACCGUCAAGCUCUCUGCAAUGUAUGCAACCAAAAACUACGAACACCCGUUUUUGUACCGUGCUACUUCCAUAACUUGUCCAACUAUGACGCGCACCUGAUAGUGACAGAACUUGGUCACGACACUGAAGCUAUUACCGUGAUACCGAAUAGCGAGGAAAAAUUUAUAUCGUUUUCCAAAUACGUGUCAAGCAAAUUUUCGAUUCGGUUCAUUGAUACUUUCCGCUUCAUGGCAACGAGUCUAUCUUCACUCGCUAAAAAUCUGAUAACACCAGGUUUUGAAAACUUUCGUGAAACAGCUAAAGUGUUUACUAGAGACGAUAUGCCGCUCGUUACACGGAAAGGGGUGUACCCGUAUGAGUAUACGUAUAGUUGGAGCAGGUUGGACGAGACGAGUUUACCAAGGAAGAGAGACUUUUACAACACAUUGACCGAGUCGGGGAUAAAGGAGGAAGAGUUCGAUCACGCCAAGGAGGUCUGGGACCACUUCAAUUGCAUGACGUUAGGUGAGUACAGCGAUCUGUACUUGAAAAUCGACGUGUUGUCUUUGAAAAUUUUCGUGAUGUGUACAUAAAGAUGUACAACUUGGACGCGGCGUAUUAUUUUACUGCACCAGGAUUAAGUUUUGACGCGAUGUUGAAGUUUAUUGGGAAAAAGUUGGAGCUGUUGAGUGAU
Messenger RNA from Myzus persicae (green peach aphid), 2261 nucleotides. RefSeq lists its product as uncharacterized. Gene Ontology annotation, biological process: DNA replication. The transcript has 2 exons. The coding region runs from base 442 to 2160 and encodes 572 amino acids. Gene Ontology annotation, molecular function: DNA-directed DNA polymerase activity; DNA binding; nucleotide binding. Lineage: Eukaryota; Metazoa; Arthropoda; Insecta; Hemiptera; Aphididae. The record is from RefSeq and is a predicted model, not a curated record.